UGGGCCACGUGAUUCUUCCAGCCUUGAAGCGUGAGAUCAGGUCGUAGCGUCUUUUGCGCCACCAGCGAGCUGACGUGAUUAGUAUUUUACGUCAUCAUCCCUCGCCCUUGUUGAGAGUAGCUCCUUCCCUGUCACAGUGAUGUUGAUGGCAGUCUCCUCUCACCCAUGAUUUGUCCCAGACCAGUUGUUGCCUCUGGAGAUGGCCAGCAUCACCCAGCUGUUCAAUGAACUAUGUGAGGUCCACCUGGGUCAUGUGCCCUGGAAGACCCACCCUGGCAGGCCUGGUGCCAGCAUGCAGAGGGCCAAACAGGGCCUUAAAAAGGUGGUUUAUGAUGCCCUUUUCAUGGGCCUCUUUCAGGAAGAGGGUCACAAGCUACUGUCGGCUGAGUCCCAGCUUCCUGUGAAAAAUAAGAUUCUGAUGUUGUCCUUCAACUUGCGAGUCGGGGGCCUGGGUCCUGAUGCUGAUAGGCUAGAGGAGCUGGUGGAUGGGUUGGAGGCAGCCCCUGCCCUUGGCCUGCCAUUGACUGAAAUCAGGGCUGUGCUGGAUCUCUUGGUGCGCCUGGCUGGGAGUGGCCCGCCUGUGUUCCUUCCUCAGAAGAGAGACUAUUUUCUGAACAACAAGCAUGUGGGCCGGAAUGUCAAGCAUCAAGGCUACGAUUACUAUGAUGUGAGCAUGUUCGAGGCUGACACACGCUUCCUGAUUGCCAGCCAAGAGCAGCAGUGCUGGGAAACGGUUCAGAAAACGCUGCAAGUGAUGGAGGCCCCACCAGGCACUGGCCUACGUUCCAUCGGGCUCUUUGCCCAUAACUACCCUGGUGUGGACAGGUUUGAGAGAGAGACCCAUGGUUCCCUCUUUGGAGCCCUGGUACACAGCCACACUUAUGACAUGGACAUCAAGCUGGAUCUGCCGCCUGUUCCAGACAGUGCUGACUUGUCAGGCCUUGCCAUCCAAGUUCCCCAAAGCAUUGAUCAGUCAGAAGAUGAAGGCUUCCAGUCAGCAUCUAAUUUGACUCCCGACUCUCAGUCCGAGCCCAGCAUGACUCCAGACAUUGACCUCUGGGACGCUGUGCUUACCUAUGAGCCCAGCAAACGCAGAUGUUGGGAGAGGAUUGGCUGUCCUCCUGGGAAUAAAGAGGAGCCUUACCUCACUGAGGCUGGUAGGGAAGCCUUUGACAUGUUUUACCGCCUACGGGAAGGGGAGCUUCAGCUUCUCCACAGUGGCCUGUUCCAGUUGCCCUCCCUGUUCCUAAUGAAGGAGAGGGAUCUAGUCAAGGAUGUCCUGAAUGUCCUCAUUGGGGUCGUGUCGGCCACCUUUUCACUCAGUCAGGCCACUCAGGUGUUUGAGGUGAAGCCAGGUGUCUACGUGUCGGGAACGUCUCCGCAGAACAUGAGCAGCCUUCUGUCCGAGGUGGCCGAGUAUGGCUCUCACUACACCCGUCUCAGUCACUUUUCUCUCCAGCCUGUUUUGGACUCCUCCUACAACAAGGGCCUCGUGUUUCAGGCUUUUACAAGUGGUCUACGGAAGUAUCUGCAGUAUUACCGAGCAUGUGUCCUCUCCACGCCACCCACAUUGAGCCUGCUGACCAUCAGCUUUCUCUUCAAGAAGCUGGGACGCCAGUUGAGAUAUUUGGCCGAGCUCUGUGGUGUGGGCACCGCUGUUCCUGGGCUCAGUGAGGGAGGGACCCGGUCCUCGUUCCCAACCGGAGUCAAGCUGCUGUCCUACCUGUACCAAGAGGCCUUGGAUAACUGCAGCAAUGAGCAUUAUCCUGUCCUGCUGUCGUUGUUGAAGGCCAGCUGUGAACCGUACACCAGGUUUAUCCAUGACUGGGUGUAUAGCGGUGUGUUCCGUGACGUCUAUGGCGAGUUCAUGAUCCAAGUAAACGAGGAGUAUCUUAGAUGCCGUGAUAAAUUUUACUGGACGCACGGCUAUGUGCUCAUUUCCAAGGAUGUAGAGGACUGUGUCCCCGGGUUCUUAAAGCAUGUUGCCAAUGAUGUCUAUGUCUGUGGCAAGACCAUCAACUUGCUGAAGCUGUGCUGCCCCCAGCAUUAUAUUUGUUGGUCUGAUAUCCCUGUGCCCCGCAUCUCGGUCAUCUUCUCCUUGGACGAGCUGAAGGAGAUCGAGAAGGACUGCGCUGUGUAUGUGGGGCGCAUGGAGAGGCUGGCCCGCCAUAGUGCCGUGAGCAAGGAGGAGAAGAAACUGAGGAUGGAGAUUGCCAAACAAGAAUUAAUUGUCCAAGCCCGGGACACGGCCUCCCGAGGAUUAAAAUCCCUGAAUGAUAGACACAUGUCAGAAAGGAUGGUCCUGGAUGCCAAGAAACGAGAGCAGUUUCAGAAACUAAAAGACCAGUUUCUAAAGGAUCAGGAGCGUCGCCUGGCAGCCAAGCAGGAGGAGAUUGAUGAUGAUUUCAGCUAUGCCCGUGAGCUGCGCGCAAGAGAGAAGAGACUGAAGGCACUGGAGGAAGAAUUGGAGCGUAGGGCGAGGCAGGACCUCAUCGACCAUUACAGCAAGUUGUCAGAGGAGGCGGCUCGCCGAGAGCAGCGGGCCCUCUGGAAGAUACAGAGGCACAAGUUGGAGACAGCCCGUCUGAAUUUUCUCUUAGAAGACCAGAAACACAUCCAGGAGAUGCUUCAAAACAUCUCUGAAGGAAAGUGCAGGGAGAAGCUGGACAUCCUCCCCAGUGUCCAUCCCCCUGGACAAGCGGGGGCCUCGAGAGGAGACCACAGAGCACAGGCUGGUCAGUGCUCUGAGAACAGAAGUGAGGCUGGAGAUUCUGAGGGGAGCCCGGAGAGUGUGCAGGACCCGCUGCCCGCAGGGGGCGCCUGGUCAUCAGGCGGGAUGGAGCCCCAGACAGAAAGCCUGGAGGGUCAUGCCCUGGGGACAAGGAGAGAGGAGCCAGUGCAGGAGGUCGGGGUCUCGAUGCUCCCUGGAUCCAGCCUGGACUUGAAGGAUUUCCUGCCGAGGCCUCUCCCAGAGGAGCCGUCUGCCUCCCCAGGUGCCCCGGCCUUGCUGGAGGCUGCGCUGCAGACCAUCUCCAUGGACCUACCCCCAGGGGGGUCCGAGGGGCAGGAAGGCAGCGAGGAGCAGCAGCAGCAGCUGUAUGACUUCACCACCGUCCUGCGCCCCUCUGCCACGGCCGAGACCCCCUCUCCCUCCCGGGGGCUCCCGGCACCCAGGGACGUGCCCCGGCCCCGCUGGAGCUUCCGCAGCCACGGCCCGGAGUCCAGUGUCCAGUCUGGUCUUCCGCCUCGGGAUUUGAUCCCUGAGCCUGAGGCUCCACAGCCUUGCCCCGGCCCUGCAAGUGGUCGGCCCCGCUGGAACAUCCACGGCCACAAGGACGCCACCACUGUGGAGCCAGCCCCACCCCGAGGGUCCGUCCACGGCCACGUGUCCGAGAGCAGCAUCCCCCUCGGGGCCUGCACGUCCGAGGUGGUGCCUUCUCGGCCCCGCUGGAACCUGCACGGCCAUGCCUCGCUGUCCCACAUGAGGAUGGGAGACCUGGCCGUGGAGGCCGAGACCCCUCGGCCACGCUGCAGCCCCUUCGGCCACGCCUCGUGGUCCAGCCUUCAACUGGGUCCGAGUGAGCCGCCCCCGCCCCCCAAGCCCCCGUCCAGGCACACGACCCCUGCCGCCGCCGCCUCCACCAUGCAGUGGUUUCUGUACAACAGGGAGCUGGGCUGCUCGGGGCCGGAUCGGCCUCCUCAGGGGGAUGAGCCAUCCCUUUCCUCGGCAGACAAGCCUGCUGCCCUGGCCCCUGAAGGCCCGGAGCCCAUCCUGAAGGAGAUGGACGCGCCGGGGGCCGCUGAAGGCCCAGAGCCCAUCCUGAAGGAGAUGGACGCGCCGGGGGCCGCUGCAGGCCCGGAGUCCAUCCUGAAGGAGAUGGACGCGCCGGGGGCCGCUGCAGGCCCGGAGUCCAUCCUGAAGGAGGUGGACGUGCCGGGGGCCGCUGCAGGCCCAGAGCCCAUCCUGAAGGAGGUGGACGCGCCGGGGGUUGCUGAAGGCCCGGAGCCCAUCCUGAAGGAGAUGGACACCCCGGGGGACGAGCCAGCCGUCGGUCCAGUCGUGACAAGUGACGAGAGCGAGGACCUCUCCCCAAACCAGCCUCUUGGGUCGCCGGUAGAAGCCGAGACCCCAGCUGCACCCCCCACGGCUUCCCCAGGCCUGGCGGAGCCCAAGGAUGGAGCCACAACCUGCACCCGGGAACAGGCCUACUUGAAAGCCUUGUCUGACCAGUAUUGCCUCGAGAAGUACCAGGACAGCUACGAGCUGAUGUCGGAGCCUCCUGUGUCCCACCUCCUGCGCCACAUCAUCCCCAGACCCUUCUCCUUCCCCCUGGAUCCCCCCGACGAGACGUCGGUGCAGCUGAGCGAGCUCCUGACCCUGCCCGUGCUCAUGAAGCACUCCAUCACGGCCCCGCUGGUGUCCCACGUGUCGUUGGUGAACAAGGCCGUGGUGGAUUACUACUUUGUGGAGCUCCACCUCGAAAAGCACUUUGAGGCCUUGAGGCACUUCCUGCUCAUGGAGGACGGCGAGUUUGCUCAGUCCCUCAGUGACCUGCUCUUCGAGAAGCUGGGCUCUGGGCAGACCCCCGGGGAGCUCCUGAACCCUCUGGUUCUCAACUCCUUCCUCACCAAAGCCCUGCAGUACAGCCUCCACGGGGACACGAAGCUCGCGGCCAACCUCUCCUUCGCCCUCAAGUACCUGCCCGACGCCUUCACCUCCAACGCCCCCGACGCCCUGAGCUGCCUCGAGCUGCGCUACAAGGUGGACUGGCCCCUCAACAUCGUCAUCACGGAGAGCUGUCUGAACAAGUACAACAAGAUCUUCUCCUUCCUGCUCCAGCUGAAACACAUGAUGUGGACCCUGAAGGACAUCUGCUUCCACCUCAAGCGCACAGCCCUGGUGAACCACGCGUCCGGCUCGGUCCAGUUCCGCCAGCUCCAGCUCUUUAAGCACGAAAUGCAGCACUUUGUGAAGGUGAUCCAGGGCUACAUCGCCAACCAGAUCCUGCACGUGACGUGGCGGGAGUUCGGGGACAAGCUGUCGGCGGUGAGCAACCUGGAGGAGAUUCACCGCACUCACGCCGAGUACCUCAACAAAGCCAUCUUCAGGGGGCUGCUGACGGAGAAGGCCGCGCCCGUGAUGAACAUCAUCCACAGCGUCUUCAGCCUCAUUCUCAAGUUCCGCGUUCAGCUCAUCUCCCAGGCCUGGGCCUACGACGGCAGCCGGCAGGUGGCCGUGCACCCCAACUUCGCCCUAAUGCAGCAGUCCUACAGCACCUUCAAGUACUACUCCCACUUCCUUUUCAAAGUGGUCACCAAGCUGGUAAACCGCGGCUACCAGCCCCAUCUGGAAGACUUCCUGCUGAGAAUCAAUUUCAACAACUACUACAGAGACAGCUGAGGCCGGGGCGGGGUCCCCCUCUGCCCCCCGUACAUGGUGGCACACAAUAAAGGGUCCCGCACGGCCCCACCGGCCAGCACGAGGGAGCCAGG
Monodelphis domestica (gray short-tailed opossum) is the source of this 5493-nucleotide messenger RNA. It is a transcript of the gene TUBGCP6, whose product is annotated as tubulin gamma complex component 6. Gene Ontology annotation, cellular component: microtubule organizing center; spindle pole; gamma-tubulin complex. Gene Ontology annotation, molecular function: gamma-tubulin binding; microtubule minus-end binding. Gene Ontology annotation, biological process: microtubule nucleation; cytoplasmic microtubule organization; meiotic cell cycle. The record is from RefSeq and is a predicted model, not a curated record. NCBI's taxonomy places the organism in Eukaryota, Metazoa, Chordata, Mammalia, Didelphimorphia, Didelphidae.